Messenger RNA from Hippocampus comes (tiger tail seahorse), 3098 nucleotides. RefSeq names its product phosducin-like (gene pdcl). The transcript has 15 exons. Gene Ontology annotation, molecular function: prostaglandin-endoperoxide synthase activity; peroxidase activity; oxidoreductase activity, acting on single donors with incorporation of molecular oxygen, incorporation of two atoms of oxygen. Gene Ontology annotation, biological process: response to oxidative stress; regulation of G protein-coupled receptor signaling pathway; cyclooxygenase pathway. The record is from RefSeq and is a predicted model, not a curated record. Bases 250 to 2958 code for a protein of 902 amino acids. NCBI's taxonomy places the organism in Eukaryota, Metazoa, Chordata, Actinopteri, Syngnathiformes, Syngnathidae. Gene Ontology annotation, cellular component: cytoplasm; neuron projection.
GAUGUCAUUAUCUGGCAACAGCUCGUGGCUCAGGUGUUCGCUCAUGUCAUGCUACGUGAUUGCUGGCAGGGGGCGAUGUCGUGCACACCAAGGGGGUGAAAGCUCUCCACGGCGGGUUACUUCCCGCGCACACCGCAGCUAAACCAGCCCACUCACGAGCUCUCGCUCCCCCGGCUCGACUCCUCAGCGACGGAUUUGAAGCUGUCGUGUUUCCCCGUUCUUGGAAUGACAUCGCGCUGAGCUGCUGUGAUGAGUUCCUCUAUCCUGGGAUACUUCUGCAUUCUUCUAUUGCUGCGGGAACCUGCGUGUAGUGGGGAUGAGGUGAUGUCCGACACAGUGAACCCGUGCUGCUACUUGCCGUGUCAGCACCAGGGCGUGUGCGUAAGAUACGCAGACAAUCGCUACGAGUGCGACUGCACCCGCACCGGCUACCAUGGGGAGAACUGCACCAUCCCGGAGUUCUGGACUCGGGUGCGUGACCUCCUGAAGCCCGGAGCGGACACGGUGCACUACAUUCUCACCCACUUCCGCUGGCUCUGGGACGUCAUCAACAACACCUUCCUGCGGGAAGUUCUGAUGCGGCUUGUCCUGACAGUGAGGUCCAACUUAAUUCCCAGCCCUCCAACGUAUAAUUCAAAAUACGGUUACCUCAGCUGGGAGUCCUACUACAACCUAAGCUACUACACUCGGAUUCUUCCGCCAGUGCCAGAAGACUGCCCGACACCUCUGGGUGUCAAAGGGAAAGCUGGGCUGCCUGACCCUGAGCUGCUAGUGGAGAAGCUGCUAAAAAGAAGGACAUUCAGGCCUGACCCGCAGGGCUCCAACCUCAUGUUCGCCUUCUUUGCACAGCACUUCACACACCAGUUUUUCAAGACCUACAACCGCAUGGGCCUGGGCUUCACAAAGGCCCUUGCGCAUGGGGUGGAUGCGGGACACGUUUACGGAGAUAACCUGGAGCGGCAACUGAAUCUCCGGCUUUUAAAAGAUGGAAAACUUAAAUAUCAGUUGAUUGAUGGCGAGAUGUACCCUCCCUCUGUAGCCGAAGCCCCCAUCAAGAUGAGCUACCCCCCAGGUGUGGACCCCAAGGACCAGUUAGCUAUCGGCCAUGAAGUAUUCGGACUUCUCCCCGGCUUAGGAUUGUAUGCCACGCUGUGGUUGAGGGAGCACAACCGAGUCUGCGACGUCCUGAAAGCGGAGCAUCCCAGCUGGGAUGACGAGCAGCUAUUCCAGACCGCGCGGCUCAUCAUCAUUGGUGAGACCAUCCGAAUAGUGAUCGAAGAAUAUGUUCAGCACCUCAGCGGCUACCUGCUGCAGUUAAAGUUCGACCCCACCCUGCUCUUUCACGCCCAGUUCCAGUACGGGAACCGCAUCGCCCUGGAGUUCAGCCAGCUCUACCACUGGCACCCCUUGAUGCCCGAUAGCUUCCAUAUCAACGGGGACGAGCUCGUCUACACGCAGUUCCUCUUCAACACGUCCGUGCUCACGCACUACGGCGUGGACAAGCUGGUGGACGCCUUCUCCCGCCAAGUGGCCGGCCAGAUAGGCGGGGGCCACAACGUCAAUCCUGUGGUGACGCCGGUAGCCGUGAGGACCAUCAAGGAGUCGCGGCAGCUCCGCAUGCAGCCCUUCAACGAGUACAGGAAACGCUUUAAUCUCAAGCCGUACGCUUCCUUCAGAGAGUUCACAGAUAACGAGGAGAUAGCGCUCACUCUGGAAGAGUUUUACGGCGACAUUGACGCUCUUGAAUUUUACCCCGGCAUGCUGCUGGAGAGGACUCGUCUGGGCGCCAUCUUCGGCGAGAGCAUGGUGGAGAUGGGUGCGCCGUUCUCCCUCAAAGGCCUCCUGGGCAACCCCAUCUGCUCCCCCGAGUACUGGAAGCCCAGCACUUUCGGGGGCCGCGUGGGCUUCGACAUCGUCAACUCGGCCACGCUCAAGAACCUGGUGUGCCUCAAUUCCAGGACGUGCCCUUACGUGGCGUUUCGAGUGCCGCCAGAGGAGCAAAGCGUCAGGGCGGAUGAGCUGGCCAUUGCCAUGACGACGCUAGACGACAAGCUGCUGGGGGAGAAGCUGCAGUACUACUACAGCAGCAGCGAGGAUGAAGGCAGCGAUAAUGAGGACAAUGAGAGGGACACCAAAGCCAUCCGAGACAGCGCCGCCAAUGAGCCUGAGCUGGACUACAGUGCGGAUGGCAGUGCGGUCAACACAGGACCAAAGGGUGUCAUCAAUGACUGGAGGAAGUACAAGCAACUGGAGGUGGAGCAGAAGCAGGAGCAGAAGAAGGAGAUGGAACGCCUGAUCAAGAAGCUGUCCAUGACGUGCCGCUCCGACCUGGACCUGGAAAAAGAGAAGCAGAAGCAGAAGGAGCUGCAGGACAAAAUCAAAGGCAAAAUGACCAUGCAGGAGUACAACAUGCUCCAGCAGGAAGAGGACGAUGAGGACUUCCUGCAGCACUAUCGCGCGCAGCGCAUGGAGGAGAUGCGGCGGCAGCUAUGCCGUGGGAAGCGCUUUGAGCGCGUCCAGGAGCUGGCCAGCGGCGAGGACUUCCUGGAGGCACUGGAUGAGGAGGACAAGAACACACCAGUCAUGAUCCACAUCUACGAGCCCGGCGCGGCCGGCUGCGAGGCCAUGAGCGGCAGCCUGGCGUGCCUGGCGCAUGAGUAUCCACUGGUCAAGUUCUGUAGCGUGCGCAGCUCGGCCAUCGGCACCAGUCCGCUCUUCCGGGAUGGCGCCCUGCCUGCCCUGCUAGUCUACAAAGCCGGAGAGCUCAUCGGCAACUUCGUACGGCUCACCGACCAGCUCGGUGAGGACUUCUUCGCCGUGGAUGUGGAAGCGCUGCUGCAGGAGUACGGUCUGCUGCCUGACAAGGUCCCCACCCUGGCCAAGACCGUCCGCAACGGCGCCAUCGUUCAGAGCAACCUCAGCGACGACGACGACGAUUCUGACCUCGACAUAGACUAGAGCGCGCUCUCUGACUGAUAUUAUGCAUCCACUUUAUCCUUGUCUUUUUCCUUGUAAAUAUAUGGAUGUCCCCCUCAUAAACAUGCUUUUUUUUGGCCUGAAAAUGACUCGUGAGUUAAUAAAUUUUCUGUCAACAUUGA